Molecule: messenger RNA, 4281 nt
Organism: Puma concolor (puma)
Lineage: Eukaryota; Metazoa; Chordata; Mammalia; Carnivora; Felidae
Gene: BCL9
Product: BCL9 transcription coactivator
Biological process (GO): canonical Wnt signaling pathway; positive regulation of transcription by RNA polymerase II
Cellular component (GO): beta-catenin-TCF complex
Molecular function (GO): beta-catenin binding; transcription coactivator activity
Source: RefSeq, a predicted model, not a curated record
AUGCAUUCCAGUAACCCCAAAGUGAGGAACUCUCCAUCAGGAAACACACAGAGUAGCCCUAAGUCAAAGCAGGAGGUGAUGGUCCGUCCCCCUACAGUGAUGUCCCCAUCUGGAAACCCCCAGCUGGAUUCCAAAUUCUCCAAUCAGGGUAAACAGGGGGGCUCAGCCAGCCAAUCCCAGCCAUCCCCCUGUGACUCCAAGAGUGGGGGCCAUACCCCUAAAGCACCCCCUGGCCCAGGUGGGAGCAUGGGGCUGAAGAAUGGGGCUGGAAAUGGUGCCAAGGGCAAGGGGAAAAGGGAGCGAAGUAUUUCCGCCGACUCCUUUGAUCAGAGAGAUCCUGGGACUCCAAACGAUGACUCUGACAUUAAAGAAUGUAAUUCUGCUGACCACAUAAAGUCCCAGGAUUCCCAGCACACGCCACACUCGAUGACCCCGUCAAAUGCUACGGCCCCCAGGUCUUCCACCCCCUCCCAUGGCCAGACUACUGCCCCAGAGCCCACACCUGCUCAGAAGACUCCCGCCAAAGUGGUGUAUGUGUUUUCUACUGAGAUGGCCAAUAAAGCUGCGGAAGCUGUGUUGAAGGGCCAGGUUGAAACUAUCGUCACUUUCCACAUCCAGAACAUCUCUAACAGCAAGACAGAGCGAAGCACAGCCCCUCUGAACACACAGAUAUCUGCCCUUCGGAAUGAUCCGAAACCCCUCCCACCACAGCCCCCAGCUCCGGCCAGCCAGGACCAGAAUUCUUCCCAGAAUACCAGGCUGCAGCCGACCCCGCCCACUCCGGCACCAGCACCCAAGCCUGCUGCACCCCCGCGUCCUCUGGACCGGGACAGUCCUGGUGUAGAAAACAAACUGAUCCCUCCUGGGGGCAGCCCCGCCAGCUCCACGCCACUGCCCCCAGAUGGUACCGGGCCGAACUCGACACCCAAUAACCGAGCGGUGACCCCUGUCUCCCAGGGGAGCAGUAGCUCUUCAGCAGAUCCCAAAGCCGCCCCACCUCCACCAGCGUCCAGUGGCGAGCCCCCCGCGCUGGGAGAGAACCCCGAUGGCCUGUCUCAGGAGCAGCUGGAGCACCGGGAGCGCUCCUUACAAACGCUCCGAGAUAUCCAACGGAUGCUUUUCCCCGACGAGAAAGAAUUCACAGGAGGACAAAGUGGGGGACCCCAGCAGAACACUGGGGUAUUAGAUGGACCUCAGAAAAAACCAGAAGGGCCGAUACAGGCCAUGAUGGCUCAAUCCCAAAGCCUAGGGAAGGGACCUGGGCCCCGGACAGAUGUGGGAGCUCCAUUUGGCCCUCAAGGACAUAGAGAUGUGCCCUUUUCUCCGGAUGAAAUGGUUCCACCUUCCAUGAACUCCCAGUCUGGGCCCAUGGGACCUGACCACCUGGACCACAUGACCCCCGAGCAGAUAGCUUGGCUGAAGCUGCAGCAGGAGUUUUACGAGGAGAAAAGGAGGAAGCAGGAGCACGCUGUCGUGCAGCAGUGCUCCCUCCAGGACAUGAUGGUCCAUCAGCAUGGGCCUCGGGGCGUGGGCCGAGGGCCUCCCCCUCCAUACCAGAUGGCCCCCGGUGAAGGCUGGGGGCCGGGGGGCGCAGAGCCCUUUGCUGAUGGGAUCAGCAUGCCUCAUUCUCUGCCCCCGAGGGGCAUGGCUCCCCACCCCAACAUGGCAGGGAGCCAGAUGCGCCUCCCUGGGUUUGCGGGAAUGAUCAACUCUGAAAUGGAGGGACCGAACGUCCCCAACCCAGCAUCGAGACCGGGUCUUUCUGGAGUCAGUUGGCCAGACGAUGUGCCAAAAAUCGCAGACGGUCGAAACUUCCCGCCUGGCCAGGGUGUCUUCAGUGGUCCUGGCCGAGGGGAACGCUUCCCAAACCCCCAAGGAUUGUCCGAAGAGAUGUUUCAACAGCAGCUGGCAGAGAAGCAGCUGGGCCUCCCCCCGGGGAUGAGCAUGGAAAGCAUCAGGCCCAGCAUGGAGAUGAACAGGCUGAUCCCCGGCUCCCAGCGACACAUGGAGCCUGGGAGCAGUCCCAUUUUCCCUCGAAUACCCGUCGAGGGCCCUCUGAGUCCCUCUCGGGGCGACUUUCCGAAAGGAAUGCCCCCGCAGAUGGGCCCUGGUCGGGAACUGGAGUUUGGGAUGGUUCCCGGUGGGAUGAAGGGAGAUGUCAGUCUGAACGUCAACAUGGGAUCCAACCCUCAGAUGAUACCUCAGAAGAUGAGAGAGGCUGGGACGGGCCCUGAGGAGAUGAUGAAGUUACGCCCGGGUGGCACAGACGUGCUGUCUGCUCAGCAGAAGAUGGUGCCCCUGCCGUUUGGGGAGCACCCCCAGCAAGAGUACGGCAUGGGCCCCAGGCCGUUUCUCCCCAUGUCUCAGGGUCCAGGCAGCAACAGUGGCUUGCGGAGUCUCAGAGAACCAGUCGGGCCCGACCAAAGGACUAACAGCCGGCUCAGUCAUAUGCCAGCACUACCUCUCAACCCUUCCAGUAACCCCACUAGCCUCAACACCGCUCCUCCAGUGCAGCGUGGCCUGGGGCGGAAGCCCUUGGAUAUAUCUGCGGCAGGCAGCCAGGGGCACUCCCCAGGCAUCAACCCUCUGAAGUCUCCCACGGUGUGCCAAGUCCAGUCACCAAUGCUGGGCUCACCCUCGGGGAACCUCAAGUCCCCCCAGACUCCAUCGCAGCUGGCAGGCAUGCUGGCGGGCCCGGCUGCUGCUGCGUCCAUUAAGUCCCCCCCCGUCUUGGGGUCUGCUGCUGCUUCGCCUGUUCACCUCAAGUCUCCAUCACUUCCUGCCCCGUCACCUGGAUGGACCUCCUCUCCAAAACCUCCCCUCCAGAGUCCCGGGAUCCCUCCAAACCAUAAAGCACCCCUCACCAUGGCCUCCCCAGCCAUGCUGGGCAAUGUAGAGUCAGGUGGCCCCCCACCUCCUACAGCCAGCCAGUCUGCCUCUGUGAAUAUCCCUGGAAGUCUUCCCUCUAGUACACCUUACACCAUGCCUCCCGAGCCAACCCUUUCCCAGAACCCACUGUCUAUUAUGAUGUCUCGAAUGUCCAAGUUCGCAAUGCCCAGUUCUACCCCUUUAUACCACGACGCCAUCAAGACUGUGGCCAGCUCCGAUGACGACUCCCCUCCAGCUCGCUCUCCCAACUUGCCAUCAAUGAAUAAUAUGCCAGGGAUGGGCAUUAAUACACAGAAUCCUCGAAUUUCAGGUCCAAACCCCGUGGUUCCGAUGCCAACCCUCAGCCCAAUGGGAAUGACCCAGCCGCUCUCUCACUCCAAUCAGAUGCCCUCUCCGAAUGCCAUGGGACCCAACAUACCUCCUCAUGGGGUCCCGAUGGGGCCUGGCUUGAUGUCACACAAUCCUAUCAUGGGGCAUGGGUCCCAGGAGCCUCCGAUGGUACCUCAAGGACGGAUGGGUUUCCCCCAGGGCUUCCCGCCAGUACAGUCUCCUCCACAGCAGGCUCCGUUCCCUCACAACGGCCCCAGUGGGGGGCAGGGCAGCUUCCCAGGAGCUAUGGGUUUCCCAGGAGAAGGCCCCCUUGGCCGCCCCAGCACCCUGCCCCAGAGUUCAGCAGAUGCAGCACUUUGCAAGCCUGGAGGCCCCGGGGGUCCCGACUCCUUCGCCGUCCUGGGGAACAGCAUGCCUUCGGUGUUUACAGACCCAGACCUGCAGGAGGUCAUCCGACCUGGAGCCACCGGAAUCCCGGAGUUUGAUCUGUCUCGCAUUAUUCCAUCUGAGAAGCCUAGCCAGACACUGCAAUAUUUCCCUCGAGGGGAAGUCCCAGGCCGUAAACAGCCCCAGGGGCCUGGGCCUGGGUUUUCGCACAUGCAGGGGAUGAUGGGCGAACAGGCCCCCAGAAUGGGACUAGCAUUACCUGGCAUGGGAGGGCCAGGGCCAGUGGGAACUCCGGACAUCCCUCUUGGCACGGCUCCAUCCAUGCCAGGCCACAACCCAAUGAGACCACCAGCCUUUCUCCAGCAAGGCAUGAUGGGACCUCACCAUCGGAUGAUGUCACCAGCACAAUCUACAAUGCCCGGCCAGCCUACCCUGAUGAGCAAUCCGGCUGCCGCUGUGGGCAUGAUUCCCGGCAAGGAUCGGGGGCCUGCUGGGCUCUACACCCACCCUGGGCCCGUGGGCUCCCCAGGCAUGAUGAUGUCCAUGCAGGGCAUGAUGGGACCCCAACAGAACAUCAUGAUCCCCCCACAGAUGAGGCCCCGGGGCAUGGCCGCUGACGUGGGCAUGGGUGGAUUCAGCCAAGGACCUAGCAACCCAGGAAACAUGAUGUUUUAA